Molecule: messenger RNA, 2046 nt
Organism: Ectocarpus siliculosus
Lineage: Eukaryota; Phaeophyceae; Ectocarpales; Ectocarpaceae
Source: the annotation of a GenBank genome assembly
AUGGGGGAAAACGAGCCUCGCCAGGGGGCGGACUUGAAGACGCAAAUCGGGCUCUUUGUGGAGAUGUCAACUCCCUUCUUCAAGGAGGAUAAUGGUGCUCGCUGGCUGCUGGCGACAGUGGUGGCUUUGACGCUCCUCAACAGCGGUGUGUCCGUCGCCUUCUCCUACAUCGGCCGAGAUUUCUGGACGGCUCUCUCGAACAAGGACCCCGCCCAAUUCAACAUUAUGUUGCAAAGGUUUCUUUCGGCGUUGAUAGCCGGCGUGCCUGUGACGGUGUUCUACCGCUUUGAGAGGGAAAAACUGGCGCUAGCGUGGCGAGAGUGGAUGACGAAGCGAGUUAUGGAGAUUUACUACAGCGGGCAGACAUACUACGCCCUGGAGGCCUCGAAGGAGAUCGAUAAUCCCGAUCAGAGGAUUGCCGAGGACGUGCGGGCGUUCACACAAGUGUCGCUGGAGUUCCUCAUCACGGUGCUAACAUCUUGCAUCGACCUCGCCUCCUUCUCGACCAUCCUCUACUCUAUCUACCCGCAGCUGUUCAUCGCUAUCAUCGGCUACGCGUCCGUGGGGACCUUCGUCACCACCAAGCUAGGCGGCAAGCUGGUGGGGCUCAACUUCGAUCAGCUCCAGACAGAGGCAGAUUUCCGGUACUCGUUAAUUCGCGUGCGGGAGAAUGCCGAGUCAAUUGCCUUCUACGGGGGCGUGCAGCAGGAGUUGAACGAGGUCCAGCGGCGCUUCGGCAAGGCUUUGGACAACUUUGGCCAGGUCAUUCGCGCGCAGCGGAACCUGGAGUUCUUCACCACCGGCUAUCGGUAUCUCAUCCAGGUCCUCCCAGGCUUCGUGGUGGCGCCGCUCUUCUUUCAAGGGAAGAUCGAGCUCGGAGUGGUCAGCCAAUCGUACGGUGCCUUCAACCACAUCCUCGGCGACCUUUCCUUGAUUGUCAACCAAUUCGAGUCCUUGAGUGCCUUCUCUGCCGGCAUCGACCGCCUCGGGGAGUUCUUAGAGAGGAUGAGGGGCAUGGCAACCAUCGCGAACGUCACCGACAACAAGCGAGGCCUUCUAGCUGCGCCAGCGUCGACGUCUUCGUCACCUUCGUCCAGCCCAUCGUCUGUGCCUGGCCACACCGCCCUGGACAGCCCGCUUAAAGACAACUUGCUCGGGGAUGACCAACCGGAGCAGGACGAUGGCCCCAAGGAAGGGGAAGGGGUGGGGGUAUUGACGACGGAGACUGCGAAGGGUGCGAGACUGGCUGUGGAGGACGUGUCCGUAGUAACACCCACAGGAGGCCGCGUGCUAAUGAGUGGAUUGUCCUUCAGGCUCGACGACUCAGAGCGCAUGCUGAUCGUUGGGGAGUCAGGCGCAGGGAAGUCGAGCUUGCUUCGUGCAAUGGCCGGCCUUUGGACAACAGGUUCGGGGAAGAUCGUCCGUCCAACGAAGGAGGAGAUGUUCUUCCUUCCGCAGAGGCCGUACUGUACACUCGGCCCGUUGAGAGACCAGAUCACGUAUCCAUCGAGCCACGGUGGAGCGGAGGCGGCGGGAGAGGACGGUGAUGCGGAAGCGGUAGAGGGCACGACGGAAGGAGGGUCGGUUGCGGAUGACGACGAGCUCCUCGACCUUUUAGAGAAGGUGGACCUCGGAAGGCUUGCGGUGAUGAUGGGGAGCGGUGACGCCCACGCCGGUCUUGGAGCGGUGCGAGACUGGUCGGACAUGCUCUCUCUGGGGGAGCAGCAGCGGUUGGCGUUUGCCAGGCUCUUGUACAACAAGCCCACGCUGGCUAUAUUGGAUGAGUCUACCUCCGCUCUCGACCUUGCGAACGAGGAACGAAUGUUCGCUCUUCUCGACACCCUUCCUGGCUUGUCCGUAGUCAGCGUGGGGCACAGGCCGAGCCUCGUCCCCUUCCACGACACCAAGCUCACCCUUGCCAGCAAGGGAUUCAAGCUAGAGAGCACGGGAUCGAACAGGAAAAGGGGGCACGGGACAGGUGCCCCCACCUCUGCUAACGUCGCCGUCGCAGACAGUGCCGAUUCUUCAGCCUCGGGGAUGCGGUAG